Sorex araneus (European shrew) is the source of this 7784-nucleotide messenger RNA. It is a transcript of the gene CFAP46, whose product is annotated as cilia and flagella associated protein 46. NCBI's taxonomy places the organism in Eukaryota, Metazoa, Chordata, Mammalia, Eulipotyphla, Soricidae. Gene Ontology annotation, biological process: axoneme assembly; cilium movement involved in cell motility. The transcript is spliced from 59 exons. The record is from RefSeq and is a predicted model, not a curated record. Bases 1 to 7770 code for a protein of 2589 amino acids.
AUGGACCUGGUCCUCAUGCAGGAGCUGACCCGCGCCGAGAACCAGAACGAUGUGUCUGCGCUGCAGCGGGCCUAUGACCUGAUCAAGUCGUCCAACAUGGGCAAGUCGGAGCUGGACCCCGCCGAGAGCUUCAGUCCUGACCUGCUGGUCCUGUGUGCAGAGCGGGCUCUGAAGAUGGGGCAGCCGGAGCUGGCCGAGGACUGUAUCCGGAUGUACUUCAAGGUCAAGAGUCCCGUCACCCAGUUCCUGGGCCGAGCCCACCUGUGCCGGGCCCAGCUGAGCGCCCCCAAGUCCACGGAGAACCUGGAGGAGUUUGAGAACUGUGUCACCGAGUACAUGAAGGUCGUCAGCUUUGCCAAAGCCGAGCCCAGGUACUACUUCCUGGUGUACAACGCCUCGGUCCUCUACUGGCAGAUGGUCAGGCCCUUCCUCAAGCCGGGCUACCACCACCACGUCAUCCCCAGCCUGUCCCACAUCGUCAGCGUGUUGAACCAGACGGAGGAGGACACCGAGUGGCGGGCGGAGCUGAUGCUGGCACUUCUUGAGUGUUAUCUACAGGCUGGGAAGAUGGAGGAGGCCUCAAAAUUUUGUUCCAUCACAGCACCGUUCAUAAAAGAUUACGUGCCACAGAGAUAUCGACAAAUAUUUGCUCUUAUGGUGCAGCAUGAACUAAUGGAUGAACAUCAGUUAAAAGAGGAGACAAAAGACUCCAUCAGUCUGUUUGUCACUUUCCACCUUAAUCAGAUAAGAGCAAAGUUGGAGAAAGGUGAAGUACCUGAAGAUUUCAUGGAAACUCUGGAGCAGAGUCACAAGCAGCUGGAUCUGUAUAAUCACGAGACCUUCCCUUCAGUCAAAGAAGAGAAGACGCUCCUGCUCUUUGAAUUGGCUCAUCUUGCUCUGGUCUUGAAAUGCCAGAAAAUCGUCUCCAACUGCUUGUCAGACCUAAGGAUGAUUUCCGGCACAGACCCGGGGAAGCUCAUUGAGAUCGAGUGCCUGGAGGGUGAGCUUGAAGCCCUGAGCCUGGAGAGUGAGAUGAUGUCCUACAUGCGCUCGGCUGUGGAGGCCCAGCUGAGCAUCACCAGGCAGCUGGACGUGGCCCUGAAGCAGGCGCUGCGCCUGGGCGACCCGCGGGUCAUCCACGUGGUGUGCGCCACGCAGUGGAACCUGUGUCUGCCCCUCCUGCAGCACAGCCUCCGCACCCGCCUGCGCGGGCCGCUCAGCACCAUCGCACACGUGCUGGAGAGGAUGGACAGCCUCAUGCUGCAGCUGCGCUGCCAAGUGCACAUGGAGCUGGCGCACAUCGAGGAGGACGAGGACCGCCUGGAGCUCGCCAUGGAGCACCUGAGGAAGGCCCUGCGGCUCGACAGCCUGGGCCUCUACCAGGAGCAGCUGCAGCUCUCCCUCAGGCAGCUGCACCUCUGCACCACGCUCUACCAGACCCCCGAGCGCGCCGAGGACAGGGCCAUCCUGGCCAUCGAGCAGGCCAAGAAAGCCACCCCCAAGGACAGCGUGCGCAAGAAGCGGGCACUCCUGGUGAACGCCGGCCUGGCCCUCGCCCCCGACACCUUCCAGAUCGUGCUGGACAGUGAGAACGAGGCCAAAGUCUCCACCGGGAAGCACCGAGGCCGCUUCACCCACCUCUUCGCCAAGGCGCGGCACCACAUCAUCUGCGUGGAAAAGGCCGCGGGGCACCUGAGGCGCCUGGGAAACAAGAACAACCAGGAGAGGAUCUGGAUCUGGACGGAGCUGGUGAAGGUGGCCCGGAAGCAGGGCGUGUGGGACGUGUGCCGGACGGCGUGCCACUUCUGUCUGCUCUACGACAGCAUCAAGGCGAAGAAGCUUGAGGCUCCUGCAGGGAGGAAGAGGCGAGGCCAGGAGGACCCCCUGCUGGAGGCGCAGACUCAGUCGGACCUGAUCGUGCUGUCCCCCGAGCUGAAGCGGAAGUUCGCGGAGGUGGGCUUCAUCUGCGGCGAGGCCACCAUCCAGCUGCUCCAGGCGGAGGGGGUGAAGCUGAACGACAGCCCCCAGCCCCCUGCGGACCUGAGCCAGCACGCGGCCGGCUUCGUGCUGGAGUCCCCGGAGGACAAUGAGGAGUGGCUUCUGUACAGCACGUGGAUCACGAACCUGUCCCAGCUGGCCAUGAGCAGCUGGCUGCGGGCAGCCGAGAUUGGCCGCGAGCUGCAGGAGCCGUGGAUCGUGCAGAACGCCACGGCGUACGUGCUGAACCACAACUACCACCUCCUCGUGGCCGGGCGGCAGAGGGAGCUGGUGGGCGCCUUGCACCAGCUCCUGGGCAUCAUCAAGUCCGUGGGCCGCUGCGGAGACCCCUUGAUCGAGGCCUCCGUGUGCAACAACCUCGCCCGAGGCCUGAUUCUCAGCUGGAUCCCGGCCCACCCCCCGGAAAGGUCUAGAAAGCCUGUACGCUCGAAUCUCCAGCACGUGCCCCUGGACGCUAACGCUGCCUCCGAGAUCGGGACUGCAGUGGAGGUCUGCGAGCUGGCCCUGAGCCUGUCUGGGGGGGCAGUGCCCGGGGAGGACAUCCCUGUCCAGGUGCGCCAGCAGCUCAUCGCCACUUGGGUGAAGGCCAAACAGCUGCUGCAGCAGCAGAUCGGGCCGAGGCUGGGCCCCGAGGAGGGCACCAGCGAGAAGGUGAGCACUGUGAGCAGGGUCCUCGUGGCUCUGGAGAUGUUCUCCUGCAACGGGCUGGGCCUCAUGGACUUCACCGUGCCCCCACUGGCCCAGGCAGUGUCCAUGGCGUCCGAGUGCAACUGGACAGACCCCGUGGUGGAGCUGCAGGCCUACAUGAGGCUGGCCCACUUCGCCUACGCGGCCCGCAGUCACGAGCUCACCGUGUCCUGCGCCCAGAGGGCCGUCCAGAUGGCCAUCACGCUCCUGAGGGUGACCAACCCGGCCGAGGUCCCGCUGCUGGCCGAGAUGCUGAGCAGCACCUGCUACGUCCAGGGCCGCAGCGUCAUAGAGAACAUGAAGGGCCAGAAGAGGCUGCGGCACGUGGCGGCCAGGGCCUUCCUGGAGGGCGUGAGGUUCGCCGGCAUUGCAGAGAGCAGCGCCCUGGUGCUGCUGGGCGCGCGGCUCUUCUGGAACUCGUGGCUCCCCAUGCUGGACUCGGCGGCCAGCAGGAAGAUGUGCCGAAGUGGCCUGCAAAAGGUCAUCAACAUCAUCAACAGGACGGAGGCCAAGAAACCGAAAAAGCGAAAGAUAUUGCUUCUGCAUCAGUGGCCGACAGCAGACUUCCAAAGUGGAGGGAGCAGUGACGGCUACUUCCUCCCAGGUGCCGAGGAAGAUCUGACGCUGCGGGCUGCGCUCUACGGCCUCCUGUUCCACAGCUACGCUGACAACGAGGACUGGGCAGGCGGCCUCAAGGUGCUGGGCGAGGCCGCCCAGGUGCUGCCGCGGACCCCGCACCGGCUCCUGAUCUUCAAGCACAUGAUCAUUGUCAAGGCCAAGCUGGGCCAGAACUUCCUGAUGGAGAUUCAGAAGUUCAAGGACGAGAGUGAGGACUACGUGGCGCACAUGUGGUACCGCCUGGCCUUGAACUCCAAGAACAUCCACGGCCAGAUGAUGUGCUACCAGAAUGCCAUCCAGGCCUUGCAGAGGCCGGAGAGCAGAUGGCAGAAGGUAGACUACAUCCUGGAGUUCAGCAAGUGGCUGUACUACAGACAGUUCCCGCUGGACAACGUGGUCUUCCUGCUCAAGUGGGCCAUCAGCAUCCUGCUGCGGAUGGGGCCCACCCGGGAGGUGCCCGAGCAGGCAGGGCCUGGCUCACGGCCCGGUGGCCCCCGUGUCACAGAGGAGCCCCCGGAGAAGGCCGAGAGCCAGACGCCGAGCCCGAGCUGCUGGGAGAGGCUGAGCAGCGUGCGGCAGCUGGAGGCGCUGGCCCGGGCCCACACGCUGCUGGCGCUGGUGGCCACGGCCGCCUCGCCUCACCACGAGGACCACUGCCUGCUGGCCUGCGCCUUCUUCCAGCACAUCUGGAAGGUUUCCUUGCGAGCGGUCCAACAAACCAUUUCUGAGCAGAAAACCAGAGCGGUGGGCAGCACUCACGCGGCAGUGAGCUCUCAGUCGCUCUCGAACAAGAGAGAGCGGGACAAGAGGAAGGAGAGGGAGAGAGGGAAGGAGGAGAAGACCAAGGAGCAGAGCAAGGAGCUGAAGCCGAGCCAGUCCCUGACUCCCGCCAAGCAUCUGGAGGAUCUCCCGGCCAGCACCACCGAGUGGGCGUCCUACUCCUGCCCCGUGGAGGUGGUGUCCGUGCUCCAGAUGGACAGGAGCGACUUCACUGUCAAUGCCGUCAGCAUCCCGAAGCCCACGUACACGCUGUACUACGUGGACCAGCUGGUGAAGGCGCUGCAGAAACUGUCUCUGCACCAGCUCACCGUCCCCCUCCUGCAGCUCGGGGUGCUGAUCGCCGACUCGGUUCUGGAGAACCAGAGCAUCAGGGAUCUCUACCACCUCCGACUCGCCCUGGUCUGCACGGAGCUGGGGCUGAAGGAGGCUGCGGCUCAGCACGAGGACGUGGUCGGCCAGGUGUACAUCACCGAGGCAGAGCAGGCUAGCUGUAGGAAGGAGAUGGCGCUGCGGAAGGAGAAGAGCAAGGACGCCCUGAUGGACAGCGACGCCCAGCCCCUGCCCCCGGCCCCCCGCCAGCAGGAGCUCCCCAAGCCCCUGGUGGCCAUGGACAAGAUUCUGAAGAUGAAGGAAGAGAACAGGAAGGCCCUGGAGGGCACGUCCUUCCCGCACCUGUGGACCCUCAAGGCGGAGGUCCUGCUGGAGAUGGAGCUCUACCAGCCGGCCAGGCUGCUCCUGUCCGAGGCCUACCUGGCGUUCCAGGAGCUGGGGGACCCCUUGGCCCAGUCCCGGUGCCUGUGUCUGCUGGCGCAGCUGGCGAACAGGGAGCGAGACUUCAGGGGCGCCAGGCGGAUGGUGGAGGAGGCCCAGCAGCUGGGGGGCGGCGAGGAGUUCUGGCUCUGCUCCACGCUGACCCUGGUCGAUGCCAUCCUGGCCAUGGGCCCGGGACGCCAGAGCAUGGAGGUCCCCUGGCUGCUGCAGAGACUCAUCGACGCCUUCACGGAGCUCAAGAAGGAGCGUCCCAAUCGCACCUCUGUCCUGGAGCGCAUGAUCACAGAGCUCGAGUCCAGGUUUCUGAGCAUGCAGGUGCGGAGCGCCCGGGAGCAGCCGGGGCUGUGCAUGCAGCUGCUGUGCCGGCUGGACGAGUCGCUGCUGGACCUGGGGAAGAGGCUGCUCAGGUGUGGCUGCGGCGAGAAGUGUGUGGACGUCAUGCUGGAGCGCGUGGAGAUCAAGAAGCUGUGCGCCCAGCGGGAGGAGGGCGAGGAGGCGAGGGCCGCGAAUUACCUGGAGGCCUAUGGCUUGGCGUCCGGCGCCGUGGCCAGAGGGGAGGCACGUUACCACACCAUCCGCUUCCUGCUGGCCCAGCACGAGGUGCAGACCCCCAGCAGCCCCGUGGCGUGGAGCCUGGUGCACCUCAAGCUCGGCCUCGUGGGGCUGUCCCUGGAGCUGCUGCAGCUGCUCUGGCAGGAGGAGCGAGUGCGGCAGGCAGAGCAGAGCAGCAUGGGCGAGGUGCUGGCCGCGUACCUGCGCAGCAUCCGGGAGCUCAGCGCCAGCACCGUGAGGUGGCUGGCCCUGGGGCGGACCCUGGCGCACUCGACGCUGGCACAGCUGGGCAGCCUGCAGCCCCUGGUGGCCCACUGCCCCCCGCUGCGCGCCCGCUACCUGGGCCUGGCGGGGAAGGCCCUGCGCCUGCUGGCCGAGCAGGCUGCCCCCCUGCACCCCGCCUUCCGCUGGGGGGACGGGCUCUCGGCCGCCGAGCCGAGCAUCCUGCAGGGCCUGCGGCGGGACUGGGAGACCAAGGGGAACACGCCCCCCGGGGCCAGCCUGCCCACCCCCAGGGAGGCGCCAUCCGAGCUGCUCAUCCAGAAGAGCUGGGAACUGAAGAGGCGGCUGCUCCAGGCCCAGCAGCUCCUGGCGCAGGCGUCCGAGGUGCUGCUGCAGGGCCUGCACUUGGCCCUGGGGCAGUGCCUGCUGGACGUGGCGGCGGCCGCCAGCCUGCAGAUGGUGGAGUGUGUGGGCACCCUGGACCCCUUCGCCGCCUGCCAGUUCCUGGCGUUGUCUCAGAGCUGCUCGGCCUCAGGCACGAUGCGGGAGGUGCUGCUCACGGCCACGGCCGACACGGGCAGCUCACAGCUGGCCGCGCUGCUGCACCUGGAGCAGAGGCUGCGGCACCUGGGCCGGACGUCCACCAGGCUCUUCGCCAGCGUGGAGCGGCGGCUGGACACCAGCUUCAAGGCGUGGCAGAACCUGGGCGUCACGGAGCAGCACUUCAGCCUCCUCGGCGACCUCUCGCCCGCCUACCGCCUCCUGCUCCUGCACCACGGGCCGGACAGGGCCCAUCUGUACGGGGCGGCCUUCGAGCGGGCCCAGGUCACCCCCACGGCCCGAGGGAAGCCGAUGCAGAUGGGGGGUGCGUGCAGGGUGGCCCGGGGGGCCGUGAGCCCCGAAGCCUUCUCUGCCCUGCUGGCCAGCGCCCGGCAGCUUCAGGAGCAGAGCCAGGUAGCCGGGGCGGGGCGCAGGCCGGCCCUUGCACUGCAGGUGAAGAGAGAGGGCUGCCUGCAGCUCACGGACCUGCUGCGGCCCAUGGAGCAGUACCUGGCCCCCCUGAGCCCGCUGCUGACCUGGGCUCUGGACAGCAGGACACAGAACCCCCCGGCGGUGCCAGACGUGGGGAAGGCCAAAGGCAGAGAUAAGGACCGGAGACCGUCCACCAGCCAGGUCCAGCCCGAGCCUGCGGACAGUAUCAUCAUCAUCGCAGACCAGCCGCUGCUCGAGCUGCCUCUGGAGGGGCUCUCGGUGCUCGCUGAGUCGCCUGCCACGUCCCUGUCCCGGGACUUCUCCCUGCAGAUGCUGAGUGAGCGACUCCGCAAGGCCGAGACAGACGGCAGCGCGAGGCUGGAGACCAGAGCAGCCCUGAGGAAGCCGGGGCCGGCCAAGAAGGGCAAGAAGGCGGCCACCCGCACCCUGCCUCCCGACUGUGCCGUCGUGGACACGGACGGCAUCAAGUACAUUGUGGACCCCAGUGAGGGGGACAAGGGCUUAGAGCCGCUGUGCCCCGUGUCUGUGGCCCGGGAGAUCCUGGACAGGUUCCAGGAGUCGCUCACCACUCACUGGACAGGUCACCUGGGCAGAGCGUCUUUCCCAAGCCAGGCCGACUGGGAGCACGUCCUGGGCAGCUGCAGCGGCUUCUUCUUCUACGGGAUGGGCCCCUUCCUGUCCCACCUGCGGGCCGAGAGGCUGGCCGCCACGAGCCUGGAAGACUGCCGGCUGAUGGUGCUGCUGGACCUGACCAGCUCCCACAGAACCCUGCGCAGACACGGGCAGCUCGAAGAGCGCGGCAGCCUGUCCUCGCAGCGGGCCCUGGAGAAGCCCGUGGAGACGGCCGUCCUGCUCAGCCUCGCGGGGGCGCACAGCGUGCUCAGCAACCAGUGGCCCACGGAGCAGCCCGCCAACGUGCUGCGGGCAGGGAUGCUCUGGGAGAAUCUGCUGCUGUCCGCCAGGCCCAUUGGGCGAGCCCUGCGGGCCCUUCAGAAGAUGGAAGCGGAGGACUUGACGAAGCCAGAGGAGCUGCCGCCGGUGCUGAGAGAGAGGCUGUCGCUGCUGCGGGAGCAGCUCCCGGGCGCCCACUGGCCGGCCGUCACCCUCAACGCGGUCCUGUACGGGCUGCCACGCCAGGUCAUCGGCUGAAGGCGCCAGCGCCC